AUGGGCCUGGGAAAGACCCGACAGAUUGCCACCUUCAUUGCUGGACUGUUGGAGGCCAAGCUUGCUUCGCAAUUUUUACUCGUGGUCCCCGGUACACUGUUGCCUCAAUGGAAACUGGAAUUCUCGUCUGUCGGCAUCAGCCACUGCAAAGAGUUCACGUCAUCUAUUUCCGUGCGGGAGAGGCCAGUUUUCCUGGAAUCGUUUCUGGAGAGAGGCGGCGUUAUGCUCACAACCUACGAGAUGGUCCAAAAUAUUCCGCCACAAUGUCUGACUUGGGACUACCUGAUCCUUGACGAGGGUCAUCUUGCCAAGAACCCAAGCACGAAGCGUUUCCAAGUGCUGAAAGCAUUAAGAUUUCACCACUGCCUCAUUAUGACGGGAACUCCCAUCCAAAAUGAGCUCAAGGAGUUGUGGGCGCUUUUUGAUUUGUGCUGCUGUGGCUUACUGGGAGAUUACAAAGAGUUUCGAGCCCAGUACGAAAAGCGCAUCCUGGAUGGUAGCCAGUCCAACUCAUCGGGACACCAGAAGCGAUGUGCGAAUGAAGCCAGUGCUGCUCUUCGUGAGAAGAUCAGACCAUACUUUUUGAGGCGCAUGAAGAAGGAAAUAUUUCCAAGCCUUCUUGCAGAGGAGAACCCAUCCGCUAGGCGUCAUGGUUCUGCUCUUCCCAGGCUGCCACAGAAGCAUGACCUGAUUGUCUGGUUGAAGCUCACGAACCGUCAGAUUCAUAUGUACGAGACCUUUCUAAUGUCAGACGCUGUCCGAAACGUUCUGAACAAGACCUCGUCGCCAUUGAAUGCGAUCACUGUGCUGAAGAAGAUAUGUGAUCAUCCUUGCCUUCUCUCGGAGGCUGCUCUGGAAGAAGUAAAGGAAAGCAUCGAGCGUGAAAGCUCUCAGAAUGGAGAGGCUAUUUCUGCCGCUGUGCAACAGUUCCUUGACGAUCCAAGCAUCAUGGCUGACCCUGGUGCCUCGUGCAAGAUUAGGAUGUUCAAAGAGCUUGUUGUCUCACUGGUCAAUGACGGACAUCGAGUUCUAGUCUUCUCGCAGACAAAGAUAUUGCUGAACAUGGCGGAGAGUACCAUGCGUAAGCUGCGCAUUGGUUAUGUCCGGAUUGAUGGCGAUACGAAGCCUGACAUGCGAGAACGUCGGGUUCAGGAGUUCCAACUUGGAGAAAUUCCUGUCUUCAUGCUGACCACGAAGGUUGGUGGCCUGGGACUCACACUUCAUGCUGCUGAUUGUGUGAUCAUCAUGGACCCCGCUUGGAAUCCGAGCGUGGACAAUCAAAGUGUUGACCGAGCCUAUCGUCUUGGCCAAGCAAGGGAUGUGGUGGUGUAUCGCCUCAUUACUGCCGGAACCGUGGAGGAGAAAAUCUACCGAAAGCAGGUGUUUAAGGAUGGGCUUAUGCGGUCAGCAACAUCUGACAAAAACAAUCUUCGGUACUUCACUAACUCUGAACUGGCAGACAUGUUUAAAAUGCCAGAUAACGGCUUUGGCUUCUCAGAAACCCAGCAAAGGAUGGAGGAUCUUCACAGGGAUCAGAUAAAAUUGAAAAAGGACAUGGUUCAUCAUUUGGACUUCAUAAAGAAGCAGAAAGUUGUUGUUGGUAUUUCUCACCAUGACCUCUUGUUCUCAACGGAGGAGCCAGAACUGCUGGCAGGGAGCCCCACUCUCCCGGAAGCAACAGCUAUUCAGAGGCGUCCUUCAGGGGGCAACUCUGCCGCACGGGGCUCCAGACAGCAUGUCGCACCUGGUGGAGGUCAAUGGAGGGGCGGAACAGGACAUGCCCCUGGGGGGGUUCUGGCUGCAGCAGGUGUGGUUGUUCCAGACAGCUACCAGGUGAACCGAGAGGCUGAGCAGCAUCGCAUGGCCCAAGCUCAUGUGGUUAACCUGUCUGAGAAGCUUGCAAGGCUGAAGAAGAUGCUCGACAACCCGAAUAUUACCCUGAAGGAUGGUGGCGAGAACUUGCGGAGGCACGCUGAAGAAUUGACUGAAGAGCUGGAAAGGGCUAAGGCACAUGCAGACAAGCUGAAGCUGAAGCACAUGAGCGUGGUGGAUGAGAGUCAAGCUGUAUUAGCAGUUGGUGCUGAAGGUGGCAAGGAUCAGUUUGCGUCAGAGCUUUCAAGUUUGGGAUUGCAAGGCUGA
Messenger RNA from Closterium sp. Naga37s-1, 2139 nucleotides. Lineage: Eukaryota; Viridiplantae; Streptophyta; Zygnematophyceae; Desmidiales; Closteriaceae. The record is from the annotation of a GenBank genome assembly.